CAUUCUAACACUUGAAAGUCCCCCACUAGCCCUCUCCCCCACCCCUCUCUUCCAGACUCUCCAGCUACCCACCCCACUUUUCGGAGAAACCAGCUUCAUAACCGCACACAGGUAUAAUUUAGGAGAAGCUCUUCCUUAAAUCCGAUUCCCAUGCAGUUCGUAUCACAACGACCACAUGACAACUAUCCUUCUUGUGUGUCGGCCAGCUAAGUAGCUUGCUAGAGCUAGAUUCCUGGCCUCUGUCUGUGCCUAUAUAUCCUUCUUUUGUUCUUCUCUCUGCCUUUUCUUCUAUCGGGAUGCUUGCAGUCUCACCGCCGAGAGGCUCCAAUGGUGAGGAGAGAGAUGGGGAGGUCGGGGGAUUGGCCGGCAACUUCUCCGAUGACACCUUGCUGGAGGAUAUCAACUUUGAUGACCUCUUCAUGGGGUUUGAUGACCGGGACAUACUGCCGGACCUCGAGGUGGAUCCUGCUGAGUUUUUUUCAGAUGGACCUCGAGGUGGAGAGGCCUCAUCGGGGAUGGUUAUGGCAGUGGAGUCGGCGGUGGGUUCGGAUGGUGGGGGUCAAGAGAAUGGAUUGAUGGAAGGGGAGAUGAAGGUAGAGAAGGAUCUGAGUCGACGAGAGGAGGUCACGAGUGCGACGACAAAGGAGGACACAGUGGCCGUGGCGGCGGAGGUCAGGUCGCCGUCAUCGGAGGCCGAUAGAGGCCGGAAGUCAACGGCAACGGCAACGAAGAAUUCGCAAGGGAAGCGGAAAGUGAAGGUGGACUGGACGCCGGAGUUGCAUCGAAGAUUUGUUCAGGCAGUGGAGCAGCUUGGAGUAGAUAAAGCAGUGCCAUCGAGGAUUUUAGAGCUCAUGGGGAUCGACUGCCUCACUCGACACAACGUCGCAAGCCAUCUGCAGAAAUAUAGAUCUCACCGUAAGCAUCUGCUCGCGAGGGAGAAAGAAGCUGCAAGCUGGAGCCAGAGACGGCAAAUAUAUUCACCCUGCGGUGCCAGUGCAAAAAGGGACAUGAACCCUUGGGUUGCCCCCACCAUUGGAUUCCCUCCACCUCCUCCUCCUCCUCCUCCAAUACAGUCUUUUAGACCCUUACAUGUUUGGGGGCACCCCACAGCAGACCCACCAUUAGUGCACAUGUGGCCGAGACAUCUAGCCCUGCGGACUCCCACUCCGCCGUGGGCUCCUCAGCCACCUCUUCCUCCACCAUCAAACCCUUCUUAUUGGCACCACCAUUACCAUAAGGGCCCUCGAGAAGGUUGGGUACCACAUACCCUAACACAAGGAACUCCUUGCUUCCCUCAGGCAUUCCCAACGAGGUUUCCAGCUCCACCAGUCCCGGGUGUUCUUCCCUACCCCUUCUAUAGGGCACUUCUUCCUCCCGCCACAAAGCACUCUGUUCCGCAGCUUCAGCUCGAUGCUUAUCCUUCAAAGGAAAGUAUAGAUGCAGCUAUUGGAGAUGCUUUAGCGAAGCCAUGGUCGCCAUUACCUCUUGGGUUGAAGCCUCCCUCAUUGGAAAGCGUACUGGUGGAACUACAGAGGCAAGGUGUGUCAAAAGUACCGCCAAUGUGUGGUUGAUAUCAUGUCAACAACACCUUGGUUUCAUGGCCAACCCAUCAAGAUUUCGUCGACAUGUCUAUCUCUAGAUCUUAGAGUUACUAGAAACUCCUUUCAAUCUUUUCGUGAGUAGGCCCACUUUACUCAUUUGUACUUGUGUGAGACUCUCAGGCUCCACGAAGAUGGAUUAAAGAACAAGCAGGCAACUCCUUACUUUUUGUAAGCCUAUGCGUGUUGUACUAUAAUGAGAGCAAUUUUAUUUGCAUUUAAUGAUUGUAGUAGGACUGUUGUUAUUAUGCUCGCUUAAGAAUAUGACUACUAACUU
Phoenix dactylifera (date palm) is the source of this 1875-nucleotide messenger RNA. RefSeq names its product putative transcription factor GLK1. Gene Ontology annotation, biological process: positive regulation of DNA-templated transcription. Gene Ontology annotation, cellular component: nucleus. The record is from RefSeq and is a predicted model, not a curated record. Lineage: Eukaryota; Viridiplantae; Streptophyta; Magnoliopsida; Arecales; Arecaceae. Gene Ontology annotation, molecular function: transcription cis-regulatory region binding; DNA-binding transcription factor activity.